Hemiscyllium ocellatum (epaulette shark) is the source of this 1654-nucleotide messenger RNA. Its product is annotated as EF-hand calcium-binding domain-containing protein 12-like. NCBI's taxonomy places the organism in Eukaryota, Metazoa, Chordata, Chondrichthyes, Orectolobiformes, Hemiscylliidae. The coding region runs from base 12 to 803 and encodes 263 amino acids. The transcript is spliced from 5 exons. The record is from RefSeq and is a predicted model, not a curated record.
AACUGCAUCACAUGGAUUUGAUGGAACAAUGUCUGCUUGUGAGAGGAGAGAAGCGUACCAUAGCCUGUCAUUCACUACCGACUACAAUAGCUGGAGAGAUGGGAAAGGCAAACAAUGUGCAUAGGCAACGCUGCCUUGAGGAAUAUAAGAAAAUCCUGAAAAUGUGCCAAUACUAUGGCAUCUCUUUUACUGAAAGAAUGCUCGAGAAAGCUUUACUUCAUCCUGGAGACAAAUUGAAAAUGGAGCCAGGUUUGAAAUUAAGGCCUCCUGGGACUGGCUUGUUACCUAAACAUGAAGUGGAAAAAUGGGUCUCCACCAGACAGCUUAUUGCUUUGGAACAACUUAAUCGUCAGUUGGCUGAAAAAAAAGGUGAAAUUCAGAGGGAGUCGAAGCUUGAAAACAUUACCCUGAAGGAUGUCAGUCAAGAGACAAAGCUGAAGAAAGGUCACAGGAAAAAGAAGGGUAGCAGAACUCAUGCACCCAGCAACAAGAAACAACACAUGACAUUCGAUGAUUAUGUGAAGUUCAAAAGAAAGUUGAAGGUGAAGGCGCAGUCAGUGCCAGACCUGACCCACAAUGCUCAGGCCAACCCAUAUGCCUUCUGGCCUGGCCAUCUCUUGGACAAAGUGCGCAUGUACCUCCCAUAUGUCACGUUAGAACACCAAGAAGUAUUCUUCAGUAACACGCAUCAAGUUGCAAGGCUCAGUCCCUACCGCUACUACAGCAACAAUAACUGGCCCAUCAGUGAACAGGGAUAUCUUACAUAUGGAGACAUAGACAUGCGCAAGCGCUACUGGCUGUGAUCCACCAGUGUGCCUUUGCACAGGAUCUGCGAUUUUUAUUUUCCCAGGAACUGUUCGACAUUUGGGCAAUGCAGAAAACUUAAUUCCUUCCUGUAGUAAAAAAAAAUGAGUUGUACAAAUUCUUCAAAGUUGUGAAAGAAUUUUAAAAGUCUGUGCGCAGAUAGAAAGUACAGGACUUUUACCUUGUUGGUCAGAAAACUUUUAAAUUUUUAUCCCUGAAAUGAACAAGUAAGUAUGGUCACUAAGUACACUUAAUCUUGUGACAGGAAAAUAGCUUAAAUCAAUUACAAUGUUUUAUUCGCAUUUCCAUCACAUGUUUGUUUCUCAGGUUUACUAAUUACAAGUGUUCCCAUUAGCUAAUCUAGGGGAUGCGCUCUGAUUGAAUUGCCCCAUGAAGCAAAACAUGCGUUGAUUUUUGAUUCCAUCCUAUCAUGUCUCAUCAAUACAAUCACUUUCAAUCUUCUAAAAUCCAAUGUACAGUGGCCCAACCUAUUCAUCCCAAAAGUUCGUUGAGUGAAUCUUCUCUGAAUUGGUUAUUAAGUUAAUUAAAUACUUUCUUGGCUAAGGGAAACAAAACGAUGCAUGUUAUUUGAGCUGUGGUCUAACUAAUGCCCUGUAAAAGUGGAACACAUCUUCUCUACUUUUAUACUUGAUUCUCCUUGGAAUAGAGGCCAACGUUCAUUUCCUUCCUAAUUAUUUGCUGUACCUUGUUAAAAAUCCUCACUGAUUUUUCAAUAUUUUUAUUUUACCCUCUUACCAGUUUUGGUUUGGACCUGUGAAAUGUGAGCUCAAGAUGACGUUUGGACAGAGGGCAGCACUUGUAUUAAAACAAAUUGUUACUUGUUUGUGAA